AUGAAUAUAAUAGGAUCAAUAGUUUUAUCAGUACUUAUAAUAAUUAUCAUUAAACUAUUAUUUAAUAAAAUUUUUAAAAACAACAAUGAAACCCAAGAAAACCAAACAAUUGUAGAUAAUAAUAAUAAUAAUAAUAUAAAUGAGAUUGUAAAUAAUAAUAAUAAUGACAAUAACAAUAAUAAUAACAAUAAUAGACCAGGUAGAGGUUUAGGCAGAAUGAAUAUUAGAAAUAGGAGACAACAAAUUGAAGAACCUGAAUCAUCUGAUUCAAGUGAUUUAUCAAAUUCUGAAGAUGAGGAAGAUGAAGAAGAUGAUAUUCAUAAUGAAGCCAAUUUAAAUUUAGCAAAUUCACAGAUCUCAAAGUUAAAAGCAGGUAAAAAGGUUGGAACUAAAAAAUUAGAGAAAUUAAGAAGAAAAGAGGAAAAAAAGAGAGCCAGAGAGUACCAAGAACAUACGAGAGAAGAGAAAAAGAAAAAUGAGGAAGAAAGAGAUGCUCGUGCUCAAAAGAAAAAAGAAGAACAAAAAGAAAUUGAAAGAUUAAAAAAAGAAGAGGAAGAAAAAUUAAGAUUGGAGCAAGAAAAGAAAGAAGAUGAAGAAUACAACUUACAUAAAAUUGAUAUUACAUUAGACGAAACAGGUGAGGAUAACCAAGAUGGCAAUAACGACCAGUCCUUACUACAAAAAUUUAUCGAUUAUUUAAAAGACCACAAAAUCUGUUUAUUAGAGGAUGUAGCUAUGGAAUUUAAUUUAAAAACCUCGGAUGUAGUUGAACGUAUAAAGACAUUGGAUAAAGAGGGUUUAAUUUCGGGUGUUAUUGACGACAGAGGCAAAUUCAUUUAUAUUACAAGAGAUGAAAUGGAAUCUGCUGCUAAAUUUAUAAACAGAAAAGGCAGGAUUACAAUUGACUCACUUACAUCAUUCCUUUCUGAAAUCAUUGACUCCACAACUGAAACUCCAAAAAAUGAAACAACAAAUACAACUACUACAACUGCAUAG
Messenger RNA from Dictyostelium purpureum, 996 nucleotides. RefSeq lists its product as uncharacterized. The coding region runs from base 1 to 996 and encodes 331 amino acids. The transcript is spliced from 2 exons. The record is from RefSeq and is a predicted model, not a curated record. NCBI's taxonomy places the organism in Eukaryota, Evosea, Eumycetozoa, Dictyosteliales, Dictyosteliaceae.